Messenger RNA from Eimeria tenella, 376 nucleotides. RefSeq lists its product as uncharacterized. The annotation marks the transcript as partial. The record is from RefSeq and is a predicted model, not a curated record. The transcript is spliced from 4 exons. NCBI's taxonomy places the organism in Eukaryota, Apicomplexa, Conoidasida, Eucoccidiorida, Eimeriidae.
AUGUCUGCGGGUCGUUUGUGCCGAGUGAUGGAAGCUGCUGCUGCUCGGGGCCCCUACGACUUGAACACUUGGAUUCGCUUUGUGGCGAGGGCGGAGAUGGUGCUGCCGUCAAUGGGGCCCUCGCACUUGGCGCGGCUGGCUUGCUGCUGCUUGAGGGUUUCCUGGAGGCCAGCAGCAUUUUUGAGUGUUUGCUUCAAGAGAAACCCUAGAUUGGGGGUUUUGCUGCAGCAGGCCGCAGCCAGGGACCUCUGCGCCAUUCUGCAAGCACUCGCGGGUUUGGACUGUCUCGACAGCCGCGUCUUUUGUCUCAUCGCUGAUCGCCUCGCGGAGCACGACACCAUCAAGGACUGCCGCUUCUUCCAGUUAGCGCUUGUAC